GUAUUCAGUCGCUGUUGUGGCUGGGAGGCAGCACACUCAGUCAGUCUCUUUAGUUGAUUCAGCCUGAGGUAACACAGGACUCUUUUAAACUCACCGACCAACCGAAAACAACUACUUCUGGUCUCCCCUGAACAAACUCCCGCUCUGUAAGACAGCUUUUAUUCUGCAGGUGCUGAGCAAACGGCUAGCAGAAAGUACGAGCUGUGGAAAGACUCGGAGGUGAAUGACGACAGAAUGUCAAGCCAGUUGACCGUUUCUUUUUGAAUGGAUUAGAGGCGAGCUGUCACCAUGCGCUGCCUGGCUGCUCGGGUGAACUACAAAACCCUCAUCGUUAUCUGCGCCCUCUUCACACUCAUCACUGUGUUGCUAUGGAACCGCUGCACCAGUGACACCUCGCUUCACUUCCUGCCUCGUGCUGCAGUGGUGGCUCCAAGUCCCAAUGUGGGGGAUGCUAGCAUCAGCAGCCAGCAACACCCCCCACAACCCCCGGAGCCCCCACCUGUUGUUGGUGUUGCCGCGGGGAUCAAGUAUGAAGAGAUCGACUGCCUGAUCAAUGAUGAGUCUACAAUCAAAGGCCGACGAGAGGGCGGAGACGUUUACCUGCCCUUCAGCUGGAUGGAGAAGUACUUUGAGGUGUACGGCAAGGUGGUGCAGUACGACGGCUACGACCGCUUUGAGUUCCAGCACAGCUACUCAAAGGUUUACGCACAGCGCGAGCCCUACCACCCCGAUGGAGUCUUCAUGUCAUUUGAGGGAUACAAUGUGGAGGUCCGCGACCGUGUCAAGUGUAUAAGUGGAGUGGAAGGAGUGCCUCUGUCCACACAGUGGGGUCCUCAGGGAUACUUCUACGCCAUCCAGAUCGCUCAGUAUGGCUUGAGCCACUACAGCAAGAACCUGACGGAGCGCCCCCCCCACGUGGAGGUCUACGAUACGGCCGAGGACAGAGACAGCCGGGCCAGCUCCGCCCCCUGGAGCGUGCCCAAAGGGUGCGUCCUCAGCCGUGUCCACGACAAGACCCGAGCCUCUUCCGUGCGUCAGUUCAGUGCUCCAGAGUCCUCAGAAGGCGUGUCCCUCCAGCUGGGUAACCCCAAAGACUUCAUCCUCAGCUUGGACAUCAAGUUUGUCUCCAACGGCAGCGUGUCUGUGAUCCUGGACACCACGGAGAAGGGCGCGCCGUUCACCAUCCACUACGUGACCAACACACAGCUCAUCGCAUUCAAAGACCGGGAGAUCACGUACGGCGUCGGGCCGCGUACCGCCUGGAGCACCCUAACCCGGGACCUGCUCACCGACCUCAGGAAGGGGGUCGGGCUGUCCAACACCAAGGCUGUGAAGGCCACCAAGAUCAUGCCCAGACGGGUGGUGCGGUUAGUCCUCCACGGGCGUGGCUUUGUUGACAACGUCACCAUCUCCACCACCGCCCACAUGGCCGCCUUCUUCGCCGCCAGCGACUGGCUGGUGCGCAACCAGGACGAGCGGGGAGGCUGGCCCAUCAUGGUCACACGUAAACUGGGGGAGGGCUUCCGGCCCCUGGAGCCCGGCUGGUACUCGGCCAUGGCUCAGGGCCAGGCCAUGUCCACCCUGGUGAGGGCCUUCCUCCUCACCAGGGAGCAGGGCUACCUCAGCGCUGCCCUCAGGGCGGUGGGACCCUACAAGGUGCCUUCAGCGCAGCACGGGGUCAAAGCUGUGUUCAUGAACAAAUACGACUGGUAUGAAGAGUACCCCACCACCCCCAGCUCCUUUGUCCUCAACGGCUUCAUCUACUCGCUGCUGGGCCUCCACGACCUGACGGAGACCGCGGGGGAGAAGCUGGGCCGGGAGGCGGGGCAGCUGUUCAGCCGCGGCAUGGACUCUCUGAAGGCCAUGCUGCCACUCUUUGACACGGGGUCUGGGAGCAUCUACGACCUGCGCCACUUCAUGUUGGCCACAGCGCCUAACCUUGCACGCUGGGACUAUCACACCACGCACAUCAACCAGCUGCAGCUGCUGGCGUCCAUAGACAACGCGCCCGUCUUUAAGGACGUGGUGAAGCGCUGGAAAAAUUACUUAAAAGGGAGUCGUGCAAAGCACAACUAGACAAACUUUAACACACAUAUAGCAUACAGCUGAUAGAAUGACUGAAAACAAUGAAUAUACUGAAAAUGAUAGAAUGUAAGGCGGUGAUGACGUGUGUGUGUGUGUGUGUGUGUGUGUGUGUGUGUGUGUGUGUGUGUGU
Notothenia coriiceps (black rockcod) is the source of this 2215-nucleotide messenger RNA. RefSeq names its product D-glucuronyl C5-epimerase. Gene Ontology annotation, cellular component: Golgi apparatus. The transcript has 6 exons. Gene Ontology annotation, molecular function: heparosan-N-sulfate-glucuronate 5-epimerase activity. Gene Ontology annotation, biological process: heparan sulfate proteoglycan biosynthetic process. NCBI's taxonomy places the organism in Eukaryota, Metazoa, Chordata, Actinopteri, Perciformes, Nototheniidae. The record is from RefSeq and is a predicted model, not a curated record. Bases 289 to 2076 code for a protein of 595 amino acids.